Hydractinia symbiolongicarpus is the source of this 2249-nucleotide messenger RNA. RefSeq names its product ankyrin repeat and MYND domain-containing protein 2-like. The record is from RefSeq and is a predicted model, not a curated record. Gene Ontology annotation, molecular function: protein binding. The transcript is spliced from 12 exons. Lineage: Eukaryota; Metazoa; Cnidaria; Hydrozoa; Anthoathecata; Hydractiniidae. The coding region runs from base 206 to 1525 and encodes 439 amino acids.
UAUAAUGUUAUCUCAUGUUAACGUUAUAACGGUAAGGUGGACUUUAUUUAGCGUUAAUUCUUUUGUUCUAACUUUAAAGUUUGACGCUAAUUUGGUGUACACGCUAAAGUUGGACACCAAAAAAGUUGCCUACAAAGCUUACCUAAAUUACUAUAUAACAGUAAUUUUUAUAUUUAAAGCAAAGAAACACUAUAUACAAUAAAGAAUGACGAAAAUUAACACUCCUCAUGUCUUCUCAGAAAAAGAGAAGUUAUUUAUUGAAAGCGUUAAAAAUGGAAAUUUAACUGAAGUAAAACAACUUGUUGGUGAAGUUCAUGUUGAUUGCUGUGAAGAGGAUGGAAUGACUGCAUUAAUGCAUGCCUCUUACAAAGGAAACUUUGAAGUUGUGGAAUAUUUGCUGUCAAAUGGCGCAGAUGUAAACGUUGAUACUCAUAAAGAUCAGUACACACCCCUCAUGUUUGCUGCUUUAUCAGGUUCAACUGACACGGUGCGCUUGCUACUUGAAGCAGGGGCCAAACCAGAUGUGGUAAACAAGAUUAAGAGAACUGCUGCACAACUCGGUGCUUUUGUUGGACGCCACGAUUGCGUUAGUGUCAUCAAUAAUUUUGUGCAACCAGAGACGAUUGACUACUACACAAAAAUACAUGGACUUGAAAAAGAGGCUAAAUUAAAAGAGCACCUGUCAAGCUCGCUACAUCAAUACGUUGUUAUCCCAAAUCUGAAUCCAAUCAAGGCAAUUCUCUUUCUGGAAAAGAACCUCGACCUUGUUGAGAAUCAUGACUCGAUUAGCAAAGUCCUAGAAACAGAAUGUCGGAAAGCAUAUCAUAAUGUUAACGAAGUGUUGUCAAUGAAGGUUCACAUUUUCAACCACGUGUUAACGAAAUGUGCACUGUGGCACACCAAUAAAGAAGGAAAGGGAGGAAUCAAAGGCCUUCUAAAAUUUAUGUUAAGAGGAAGACCUGAGGAUGGAUUUAUGAUGGCUGUUGAGACGAUGUUGCGAGAAGCAGUGAAAUCAUUUCCAUAUGCACAAUCUAAUCUAUUCCAGCAAGUAGUUCGAAGUCUUUCUCCAGUCACUCCAGGGAAUGAACCAUCAGCAAUAUCUGUACUCACACAAGCCAUUAAUGGUAUGCAGAGCGCUGAUUUUUCCGAAUGUUGUUCAUGUUGUGGUGGUCGACAUUGUACAAGUAAAUGUAGUGCUUGUAAAAUGGCUCGUUAUUGCAAUGCAUCUUGUCAGAAGCUUCACUGGUCAAACCACAAGCAUUUUUGUGGAAAAUUAAAAAUACAAUAUCAGAACUUUCUGGAGCAGGAAAGACUACGCAAAGAAGAGGAAGAGAAGGAAAAGUUGCGCAGAGCUGAAGAACAAGAGAAAAAAGAGAAGGAAAAAGAACAAGAAGAAGAUCAUAGACAGGAAUUGGAUGUGGUUGAUAUUCAAGAUAUAAAAUUAGACGAUGACUCAACGCCUGACAGCAAAAACAUUGACACAUCUGUUCUAAGUUCGAAUGAUGACUGCGCAAAACCAAGCUAGCGUUGAGAAGCUGGCAUUGUAAAAGUGUAGCAUUGAAUUAAGUUCGCGUGUUGUCGUGAGAAUAAUAGUAUUGUUGUUAUAAAAUUGUCUCGAAGAAGAAAAUCAUUGUUUACUAUUUUGUGUGAUUGGUGUGCACGAAAGAAGAUGAUGCGUCAACGUUCCAGGGAAGUUUAAAGUAAAGUUUACCAGUACCCUUCGAAAUAUCUUUCAUAUGUUAUUUUAAUUUUUUUACUUAAAAGCGAUGGCUGAAUCAAAUCUCUGUAAUCUAUAAUGGGUGUAUUUUCACGAGUAGGGAAUUUCACCUAUUCCUUUUCCCUGUAAGGAGCAUCUAUAAUCUUUUCUGAACUUGCUAAAAUUUCCCCUAGAAGCAUGUUUUUACCUAUGUGAAAAACUUAGUGAUAAUUUUGGAAAUCGCCAAAAUUUUCACAGAAUACUAAAACUUUAAAUUUGAGUGUUUCACUCGUUGUACUGUAUUACCAAGCAUAGAAAAAAAGAAGUACACCUGCAAAUAAACAACACCAGCAAAUAAGCAACACCUGCAAAAAUUUACUUUUCGGGAGUCCCUGUUGUUUAUAUCUUAGCGACGACUUAAAUCCUAGACAGUUUAACAAUAUUUACAUUCAAUGUUUGCAUUAAUAUUCGUUACCGCGACUUCUAAUAAUUUUAUUUAUAAUUAUGUAAAUUUAUGCAAAUUUAUUAUGAAUAUUAUAUUUUGAGUUAAUAA